UGCGACGAUGGACUGGCGGGCUGUUGUGCUGGUUUCCGUGGCCAUAUCAUCAUGCCAGCAGACAACAUCCGUCCCUAUUGCGUCAAAGGACAUUACCCCGCCACCGCCGCGCAGUACAGAUGGUCUCGAGGAUGGCGCACCGCCAGCCUAUGUGUUCACCGUGUUUGUGUCGGAGGAUGAACGCGACGAUAAUGAGGGGCUCAACAAACUCAUGUACAAAAUAACGGACAAGACGACGGGCGCAAAGAUCAUCGAGAGUUCGGCGCUGGGCCUAACGGUCAACGGCACGGACUUAGGGCGAGGAGUGGAGAUGCACGAGCUUCCCGCGGAGAAGAUAGACGAGACUUACGUAAAGAUCGGCAAGCACCGUGUGGUGACGAGUCACGCCAUGGACUACACGUUCCACGUGCUGCAUCUGGAGAGCAACAUCACGUGGUACCUCAAUGUGCGGCUAUUCAACGACGGGGUGGCGUUCAGAUACUCGUGGCAAGGGAGUCAAGAAGACCAGAUCAGCAAGGAGGACACGGAAUUCGUGAUGCCCGGUGCGUGGGUGUGACUACAUCUGUCAUCUAUCUGGGCACGGCAUGGUGGACAUGGCUCGGUGUAUCUGCAGAUGGCACCUACGUGUGGUAUUUUGAGAGGACAGAUGGCCGUCAGCGUUACGAGCUGCAGUCAUAUGCUGGUAAGUACAAAAGACAAUGCACCCAGGCCUCCAUGUGUACCCAUUGCGCACAUAGGUGAGUGGUUGCAUUCCCCCGUGGACCAUCUUGCCACACGCGAGAAGCAAAUUGGCCACCUAUACGGAGCCCCUCUUCUUUUCGAUUUAACUGGCCCUGAGAGCGACGGCUGGAGCAGCAAGGGCAUCCAGUACGCCUUGGUCACCGAGGCGGCACUCUAUGACUUUUCCGGCAUGCGUAUCGAGGCCCUUCCCGGCCGCAUCUUCCGUCCCAACUUCGCCGAGGCGACCUUUCCCGCGCCGCCCCAGAGCAAGGAUGACGGCCUGAUUCACUGUCCCUGGCGCGUCGUCAUGCUGGCGUCAAACCUCCACCGCCUGGUCAGCAACGAGAUGAUCUCGCAUCUCAACCCCGGCCCCUCGGUUGACCUCUUCCGCACAGGAGCACGGGACGAUCAAGAACAAGGGCGUGCGCCAUCGUGGGUGGUGCCCGGCCGAUCUGUGUGGCAAUGGUACAACGCGAAGUGGACGGGCCAUCGGUUCGAAGAUAUCAUGCCUGAGGGUGAAAAACGGUAUAUCGACGCUGCAGCCGAGUUGGGCUUCGAGUACACCACCGUUGACUGCUGUUGGCUGCAAUGGGGUGCACCCCGCGACGAUGAUGGGUGUUACACGGCACCAACACGGCACCAACCCCCUUGACACACCAUCCAUCCUCUGUGUCCGUGCAGUGAUGAUGAUUUUCUGAUCCGCCGGAAAGGUCCGGACGCCCUGUGGCCUGCACCCAGCUGGCCCGACGAGAUGCCUGUAUUCAACUGGCCCAACGCCACCACCAGGCAGGCUUCAUACACCCUGCUUGCCGACGUCUGCAAAUACGCCAGCGACAAAGGAGUCAAAGUCAUUGCAUGGAAAGUCAGUGCACUAAUAGUGCCCCGACACGAGAACAUGUUUGGCGUCCCUGGUUUUUCAGGACGCACAUGACAAAGACAGGAUAACUAAGCCGGGCCCCGACAGGAGCUUUGCCAAUCUGCGCAACUUCCUGAGCCGCCUUAAGGCUGUGGGUGCCAGCGGUGUCAAAGUGGACUAUGUGCAUGGCGAGACUGAGGGUGAAUGCGUCGCACAGGGCUGGGAGGGACACAUCGCGGUCGUGUAUCAUGACGUGACGGAUUCUGUCUCUCUUUGUGUGGCUAGAUAAGGUUCAAUUCGAGACGGCAUUGAUGGAAAUGACUGCCGAGCUGAAGCUGGUGGUUAAUAUCCACGGUUGCCGGAAGCCCAGCGGAGAGUCCAGGAGAUAUCCAAACCACGUAAACCCACAUACACACAGACACAGAAUCGCUCACACACACGCCCGUCUGUGUGUAUGGCAUGGCAGCUGACGCGUGAGGCUGUGUGGGGUAUGGAAAUUAUGCGUUUCCUCCAUGGUAGGUACUUUAAGAGCCCUUCCAAGCUGGCACUCAAGCCCAUCACAGCACGACACAAUGCCAUACUCCCCUUCACACGAUUCGUCAUCGGCGGCGCCGACUACACACCGAUGGCGCUCAGACCGGAAAUGAGGGGCAGCACGACCAUAGUCAGCCUCACACUCAGCCAGACAGCAACCUUUAAUCAUGUGAAUGGGGGGAUGGGUGUGUGCAGGUGCAUCAGAUAGCGUUGCUGGUUCUGUUCGACUCGCCGCUGCAGACCAUAGCCGAGGAUCCCCAUUACCUACUGGACAAGGACAAGCCCCACGCGGCCGCUCUGGACGUCAUCAAGGCCAUCCCCGCCACAUGGCACACCACGCACCUCCUCCCACCCAGCAGCAUCGGCGAGCUCGUCGUCAUGGCACGCAAGACUAACGACGAGGCGACCGACACGUGGUUCCUCGCAGCAAUCAACGGGCGAGACGAACAAGUGACAAUCGAUGCGAUAUCUGUGGACUUCCUGGACAAGAUCAAGACAUACGAGAUGGUUACUUUAUCGAGUGUUGAUGGUGACGGUGAGGGGAUGGUGCAGCGAAGAGAGGCCAGGAAAAAGGGCGAGGAGUGGCAGCGGCUGGAAGGUGUGAGGCUGCUUCCUGGCGAUGGGCUGGUGGUCAUGUGGACGGCCGAGGAAAGAAAGAAAGAAGACAAACGGAAAGAACUGUGACCGUGUCGUUUGGUCAUGACGUGAUCUCCCUGCAAACUCGUUUAUCUGUGUGGGUGAGGAAUGUGCAUGAUAAACAAGCAGUCUGUUGCGCCGCUGGUCGUUUCUGGCCGGCUCAGGCAAAGAAAUGAGUGGACCUUUAACGAUGGAUAUGCGACAAGAAGAUGACAACAAUGUUAGCACCCACUGGCUGGCGGGGUGUCUCGGUGUUGUGUGUAUGUGCCUGGUGGGCAUGGAUGUAGGCCACUAAGAAGAAGCCUGCCAGCGGGCGUGUCGUGCCGAGACAUGACAGGCUGACAGACAGAUGUCAUACGAGAGGCGAUACACGUGUUGGUUUGGUUCUGUGUGUUGUGUGUGGGGUGAGAUCCGCAAGUUUGGUUCAGCACUGGGUGAGAUCCGCAAGUAGCAGAAGGACACAGGUUUGCCGCUCCGCAAGCAUGUGGUGGGCCACUGGCCCGCGAACAGAGGCGGCGGCGCUGACACUCCACGUCAACGAGCGCAUGAAGGAGGCCCAGGUCGCCUACAGCAGUGAGGCCUUUCUCGUGAAGGUGGCCGCCGCCCUGGGGCUGAUGUCGAUGGCGAGAAAGGCGUUGUCGCGGCCAACCCCGACAAGGUCGAUCGGCUGGUGCGUGCGACACGCGCUUUGGUGCGGCGGAGUGGCCUGCAGAGGCUCCUAGGCAAUUGCUCCUAGGGCACUGGACGUGGUUCAUGAUGGCGAGGCGGCCGGCCCUGUCAUCUUGGCGAGAUCGUAUGAGUUCUGUCGACGACUCUCGAUCGGGGUUUGGCGAGGCUGUGGCCACGGGUCUGCGGCCCUCUCCUCCUCAUCAACAUUCGAGCACCGGUGGCGCCCGGCUUUCGACGCAUCCGAGGAUGGGUUUGGGGUGACGUACGCUACGGCCUCCCCCGACACUGGGCGUGCGGCUGCAGAGAGGGCCCUUCUCUCCCCCAUCCCAUCCCCACUCAGCCCCCCCGACCCUCCUCAAUCGAAUCGAAUCGUGCUAGCGAAUCCAAGCCUGAGUAUGAGCUGUCCUUCGAUUCUGACGGUCGUCCAUCUGAGGCCCGGCUGGUGCACGAAUAUGACACAGGCAUCCGCGCAUUCACGAUGCGCAGUUAUAGAAGGAUGCUUGGGGUUUGGGGGGCGGAGAACGAACGGAACACCCGUUGGAAAUCCCUUCUACGUCGAAGCGACAAGCGAGGGGGAAGAAUUGAUCACGAUGGAGUGGAGAACGGACAGUGCAGCCUUCCGCAGUUUUCCUGGGACGUAUCGUACCGUCAAGGCUCCGUGGAUCGGCACGCCCGAUUGGCAUCCCGUCGCCCUCCUCGACGAUGACAACAAAGCCAAUGCUCUUCGGCUUCACUGAUUGUCUUACACAAGGGUCGCUAUGUCGCCCACGACAGCGGCUAGCCUCCUGUCUACAACGCUUUUCGAGCGCUGCGGCUCUUCGUGGCGCUGCGAUGUCAGGCCGCGAUCUCAGGACAGUGUUUCGCUCGACAGUGCGGGUCUCCGUCGACCCACGGCCUCGAGUAUUAUCGCCGUCAUUGUCGUAUACUUUCGUCGAUACGAACAUAUACAAUCUCGGUCGCUACGCAUAAUCGCACGGUGUCGCUUCAACGAAGUCUCAUUCGUCGAAUCACGACGGCGGUCGUGUCGUAUGCGAGGCAGCGUGCCUUCGACGAUUCGCAGCGGCAUACGCCGUCGAUUCGAUUUCGUGUGUCUCGGCCGCUCCGCAUUCCGUGGACGUUUGGCGCGAACGAACCGUCAUCCGCCGAAGUACGACAGCGGUCUUUUAUCGCAUUCGGGGCACCUGCUCUCGUCAAUUCAAGGCUGCGUACGCUGUCGAUUCGGUCAUACGUGUCUCACUCGUUCUGCGUCUGUUGGCGCUGGGAGACAAACACUCGUCCGUCCAAGUAUGUCAACGCUGACUCAGCGAUCGUGUCGUACUCAGCACGUUGUGUCUUCGCCAAUUCGCGGCUACUUCGUGUAGUGACUAUAUUAUACGAGUCUCGGUCGUUCCACGUCUGGGCGCGUCGAGGGGAAUGAACUCUCAUCCGUCGAAUUACGACAGCGGUCUUUAUCACAUUCAGGGCAGCUUGCUCUCGCCGGUUCGCAGCGCGGCGCUGUCGCUUCGGGUUUCAGUCUUUCUACGUCUGUGGGCGCUGGGAGAGAACAAACACUCGUCAGUCGAAUUACGUCACCGCUCAUCCAGUGAUCGUGUCGUACUCAGGGCAGCAUGCGUUGCGCACGCCGUCGAGUCGAUUUUGUGUGUCUCGCGUCGAUUAUAUAUUUUGUGUGUCUCGGCCGCUCCGCGUUCCGUGGGCGAUAGGGGAGAACGAACUGUCUCCGUCAGAUUGCGACAGCGCCGACUUAGUGGUCUUUUGCCGCAUUCAGGGCAGCAUGCCUUCGCCGAUUCGCGGCUGCUUAGGCUACUGAC
This is a messenger RNA of Vitrella brassicaformis, 5223 nucleotides long. The record is from the annotation of a GenBank genome assembly. Lineage: Eukaryota; Vitrellaceae.